This is a messenger RNA of Vigna angularis (adzuki bean), 1308 nucleotides long. RefSeq names its product transcription factor MYB20. The record is from RefSeq and is a predicted model, not a curated record. The transcript has 3 exons. NCBI's taxonomy places the organism in Eukaryota, Viridiplantae, Streptophyta, Magnoliopsida, Fabales, Fabaceae. The coding region runs from base 124 to 1101 and encodes 325 amino acids.
GUUACUUAACUCUCUUAAACUCUCAUUCUCUCUCUGAGUUAGUGACACUCUCGUUUUGAGCCUCAGGUGUUCGACGAUUGUUCUUCAUAUCUUGGCUGUCUAGCAUUUCCCUUUUGGUAUAAAAUGGGAAGACAGCCAUGUUGUGAUAAAGUUGGGUUGAAGAAGGGGCCAUGGACUGCAGAGGAAGAUAAGAAACUUAUCAGCUUCAUUCUCACCAAUGGCCAAUAUUGCUGGAGAGCUGUCCCUAAGCUUGCAGGAUUAUUAAGGUGUGGGAAGAGUUGCAGGCUGAGGUGGACGAAUUACCUUAGACCAGACUUAAAGAGAGGCCUUCUUUCAGAAUACGAAGAGAAAAUGGUCAUUGAUCUUCAUGCUCAACUCGGCAAUAGAUGGUCCAAGAUUGCUUCUCAUCUUCCUGGAAGAACUGAUAAUGAGAUAAAAAACCACUGGAACACCCACAUAAAGAAAAAGCUCAAGAAAAUGGGCAUUGAUCCUAUCACACACAAACCACUCCCUAAUGCAAAUCAACAAACCCAAAAUCAUCCCCAACAAGAACAACAACAACAACAACUACACCAACCACCUGAAGAAGAGCAAAAUUACCAACAACCUUUGCAAAUUGACUUUGACACCGAGGUUGACCCUAACAAGGAGCUAGAGAUUUCAGUUGAAUCAUCAAAUGUCAGUGAAGGCAAAGAGGAAGAGCAAAUCAUGGCAACACCUCAAUUUGAGACAAUGGAUCAGCUAAUGAAUGGGUUCUGCACAGAUGAAGUUCCAAUAAUUGAACCUAAUGAGAUUCUAAUGCCUUGUGCUCCUUCCUCUUCAGCCACCUCUACAUCUUCUUCAAAUUCAACCAACAUCCUUGAAGACCUGCAGCUACCUGAUUUUGAAUGGUUUUGUGAUUACAUUGAUAGUAGUCUUAGUAAUAACAAUAACAACCAUGAAGACAAGAACACCAAUAAUAGCAGUGUGGCUUUGUGGGAUGAUGAUGACGACUUUAUUAGCAAACUUAAUUGGCUGAUCUCUGAAGACGAUGACUGUGAUGGUCCUCUCACUCAAUUCUCAAGAACUGUCACGGAUUCAUGGGCUUUUGGCUUGUUUUGAUUUCAAAUUUUCUACCCUUUUCUUUUGCCCUGUUUUCAAUCUGAUUCUAAGCUUUUAAUUAAGAAGAAUAAACAGAUAAUGAUUAGGAAGAACACAGCUCUUGUUAAGCAUUACCAACUUUCCUCCUAACUUCUCACUUUUUCAUGUACAAAUAAUAUGUAUGUGAUAUAUGAUAAUGGAAAUACGUUCCUUUCUUUAUUUUUAUAA